AUGGCGGACGACGCCGAGCUGCGUGUUCGCUCCGCCAAGCUCGAGGGCUUCCCGCCGUUUCCAACUUGGAAUGGUACAAUCGCUGCACCGCUCGAAGACACGCGCGGACUCUGCAGCGUGCUGGGCGCGGAUGGAGAGCUGGUGGUGCUGCAAAAUAGCAUGAGCGACGAAGACAGUGACAGCUGGUUGCGCAUCCUGAAAGUGCUGCCUGCUGCGGUGGAGAAGCCUUUGAGCUUCUGCCAGUGCUGGACAAACGAUGGAGCGGUGAUUGCCACAGCGCACGAUCGGAGCGUGGUGCUCUACAGUAGUGAUGACUUCAAGGCUCUGGUGAGACUGCAGCUGCGAUACUCCGUGACGUCAAUGGACAUCAUCAAGAGAUCCGGGACUACGACGAGACUUGACGACGCGUCGGAGUUUCUACUGAUAGUGGGCACUUCCUUUGGCUGUCUGCUGUAUAAAACACUGCUGUGCAAUGCAGAGAAUGGUCGCAAUAGCGCUGAGGAUACGCCAGUUGCAAGAGUGCACGAUAGGAUUCCUGUGUGCUUGGUCAAGUUCUCUAGCGAUGGCCACACAGCAGCCAUAGGUACCAUGGAUGGUAGACUGUUCUUGAGGAGGCUGUAUACCCAUGAGGAUGACGUGCUAGCAACUUUUGGGACCAGCGUAUUUACCAGAGUGCUCACAGCUCCACGGGUCACAAGCUUGAGCUUCUCUGUCUGCAACACAAGGCUCGCAGUGGCAACGAGGAAGGGCAACGUCUACGUAUUUGCCUGCACAUCGGAAGCAGGCGAAUGGCAAGUAUUGUCAAGUUGCAAGGAACUCAGUGGCAACCCCAAGCCUAAAGUAGGUGGCGCUGGUGUUAAUAGGGCAGCCACUGCGGCCCAGACGCUGGUGGUCUGGUGGGGGCCUGUGCUCGUGGUGUGCUCGCGUGUCGUUGCGUCACGGAUAGAAAUGUACGACUUUGAAUCGGGUUGCCUGCUCCACUCACUACAGCAUGAGCCAGCACCGGCAAAUGGUGCGUUGAACCGGUGGGUGGACCAGCAACUGGUCACGGGAAUUUGCACUAUGCAACACGUUCCAGUCGGUGGAUACUCGUCAAGGCUGCUUUGUCACGACACCAUCGCCAAUGUUGCCGUGGUAGAAUGGCCAUUCCUGCACGGUAUCGAGCUUGAAGGACGUUCGUUACCUCAGGUGACUUACCUCAGGUUCAUUGGUGCACCCAGUACAUCCCGCACCACCAACUCUUACAGAGGACCGGAUACACCCUGGACGGCCGACACGUACGCGGACCACGAAGGACUCUUCGAACAGCAAGUAAACGACGUCUUUUGUCACGCUAAAGGACUGCAAGUCUGCGAGCUCGGCAGCGUAGCAGAGGCCCGACAGAUCUUCCCACUGCAUAAUUGGCCUGUGGAUUCGGAUCGUGCCCCGGGCAGACGAAUUGCCACGAGUUGCGAAGGUUUUAAGGACGAUGUGCAACUCUGGGACUAUCAGAACAAGAUGCAGCUGUGCAAGCUCUGUGGAAACAUCACAGCAGAAGGAGAAGAACUCCAAGUAAAGUUCGGAGCGGAUCAUAUCGCAGAGCUGCUGGAAGUGGCUGCUAGCUUGUGCUGCUUCAUACUGGCGCGGUGGAUCUGGACGCUGCAGACGUUGAAGUUGAUUAGCGCCCAGUGGGAGCCCCAACAAGCGUCAAGCGUUAAGCUCCAGGGCAGAAUUGAUCACAAUAGUCGUCGGCUGCAUGCGAGGAUCUUCAAACUCUUCAUUGUCGAUGGAUACUCGCAGACGCUGAUACCCGCGCUGAUAGGAAUGCAGAGAAUGUAUUGCACGCCCGGACAUUGUCUCCACGCAUCGACAGCCACCACGUGUUUGCCAGGUUUGGAUCGAAUGGAGCCCCGUCGCUGCCGUCUGCAGGACUCGGCAAAUGCCUAA
Phytophthora infestans T30-4 is the source of this 1926-nucleotide messenger RNA. RefSeq lists its product as uncharacterized. Gene Ontology annotation, molecular function: protein binding. The coding region runs from base 1 to 1926 and encodes 641 amino acids. The transcript has 6 exons. The record is from RefSeq and is a predicted model, not a curated record. NCBI's taxonomy places the organism in Eukaryota, Oomycota, Peronosporomycetes, Peronosporales, Peronosporaceae.